UGCUGCAGUUACUGUUUCUGUUUGAUCUCUUUGAUAACAUUGAAACAAUGUGCUUCAUAGCUGCAAUGUUAAAUAAAUAGACUUCAGCUCCCCAGGAAUAUGAUUGAAAACAGUAUGUUUGAGGAAGAACCAGAUGUGGUGGAUUUAGCCAAAGAGCCUUGUUUACAUCCAUUAGAGCCUGAUGAAGUGGAAUAUGAGCCCCGGGGUUCCCGACUGCUGGUGCGAGGUCUUGGCGAACAUGAGAUGGAUGAGGACGAAGAGGAUUAUGAAUCAUCUGCAAAGCUGCUGGGCAUGUCCUUUAUGAACAGAAGCUCCGGCCUUCGGAACAAUGCAGCUGGCUACAGGCAGAGUGCAGAUGGGGCUUGUUCUGUACCCUCUGCAAGGACCUUGGUGGUCUGUGCUUUUGUCAUUUUGGUUGCUGUUUCUGUCAUCAUGGUGAUUUACCUACUGCCUAGAUGUACUUUUACCAAAGAAGGCUGCCAUAAAAAAAACCAGUCAAUGAAACUAAUUCAGCCACUUGCAACAAAUGGGAAGUUAUUUCCAUGGGCACAAAUGAGGCUUCCCACUGCCGUUAUGCCACAACGCUAUGAACUUGACCUACACCCAAACUUAACUUCAAUGACUUUCAGGGGUUCUGUGACAAUUUCAGUUCAGGCUCUUCAGGCCACAUGGAACAUUAUUCUUCAUAGUACAGGUCAUAAUAUUUCAAGAGUGACUUUCAUGUCAGUUUCAAGCCAAGAAAAACAAGUUGAAAUUUUGGAAUAUCCAUAUCAUGAACAAAUCGCCAUUGUUGCCCCAGAAGCCCUUCUAGCAGGGCACAAUUAUACCAUGAAGAUAGAAUUUUCAGCAAAUAUAUCUAAUUCUUACUAUGGGUUUUAUGGCAUCACCUACAAAGAUGAAAGUACUGAGAAAAAGUACUUUGCAGCAACUCAAUUUGAACCUCUGGCAGCAAGAUCUGCUUUUCCUUGUUUCGAUGAACCAGCGUUUAAAGCUACAUUUGUCAUUAGGAUCAUAAGGGAUGAGCAAUACACUGCUUUAUCAAAUAUGCCUAAGAAAUCAUCAGUCCCUAUGGAAGAUGGACUUGUUCAGGAUGAGUUUUUUGAGAGUGUGAAGAUGAGCACCUACCUGGUCGCUUUCAUUAUAGGCGAGAUGAAGAACCUGAGUCAGGAUGUAAAUGGAACUCUGGUUUCUAUAUAUACUGUACCAGAAAAAAUUGGUCAAGUUCGUCAUGCCUUGGAAACAACAGUGAAGCUUCUUGAGUUUUAUCAAAACUACUUUGAAAUUCAGUACCCACUUAAAAAAUUGGAUUUGGUGGCCAUUCCUGACUUUGAAGCAGGAGCAAUGGAAAAUUGGGGCUUGCUCACCUUCCGUGAAGAGACCCUUCUGUAUGACAAUAAUACUUCUUCAGUGGCGGAUAGAAAACUGGUUACUAAAAUCAUUGCUCAUGAGCUGGCCCACCAGUGGUUUGGUAAUCUGGUAACAAUGCAGUGGUGGAAUGAUCUAUGGCUAAAUGAAGGUUUUGCAACAUUCAUGGAGUAUUUCUCUUUGGAAAAAAUCUUUAAAGAGCUUUCAAGUUAUGAAGAUUUCUUAGAUGCUCGAUUUAAAACCAUGAGGAAAGAUGCUUUGAAUUCAUCUCAUCCAAUAUUAUCAUCUGUUCGGUCUUCAGAACAAAUUGAAGAAAUGUUUGAUUCUCUUUCCUAUUUUAAGGGAGCUUCUCUCUUGCUGAUGCUGAAAACCUACCUUAGUGAAGACAUAUUUCAACACGCCCUUAUUCUUUACCUACAUAAUCAUAGCUAUGCAUCCAUUCAGAGUGAUGAUUUGUGGGAUAGCUUUAAUGAGGUUACAAACAAAACUCUAGAUGUAAAGAAAAUGAUGAAAACCUGGACUCUGCAGAAAGGAUUUCCUUUAGUGACUGUUCACAGGAAAGGAAUGGAACUCUCUAUAAAACAAGAGAGAUUCUUCUUAAGUAUGAAACCUGAAGUUCAGACUGCAGAUGCAAACUACCUUUGGCAUAUUCCAAUAUCUUAUGUUACUGAUGGAAAAAAUUAUUCAGAAUAUCAUGCAGUAUCAUUACUGGACAAGAAAUCAGGUACCAUCAAUCUUACAGAGCAAGUGCAAUGGGUCAAAGUCAAUGCAAACAUGACUGGCUAUUACAUUGUGCACUAUGAAGACGAUGACUGGGCCGCACUCAUCCAACAGCUGAAAAGAAAUCCUUAUGUCCUGAGUGACAAAGACCGAGCCAGCCUCAUCAACAACAUCUUUGAACUUGCAGGCCUAGGCAAGGUGCCUCUUCAGAGGGCCUUUGAUUUGAUUGAUUACCUUAAAAAUGAGAAUAACACUGCGCCUAUCACUGAAGCCCUGUUCCAGACGGGCCUCAUCUUUCACCUCCUUGAAAAACUGGGGCACAUGGAUCUGGCCUCAAGACUGGUGGCCAGGGUACAUAAAUUGCUUCAAAACCAAAUCCGACAACAGACUUGGACUGAUGAGGGCACCCUAUCCACGCGAGAGCUUCGCACAGUCUUGCUGGAAUUUGCUUGCACCCACAACCUGGAAAACUGCAGUACUGCUGCCAUGAAGCUGUUUGAUGAGUGGGUGGCAUCUAACGGAACUCAGAGCCUACCUACUGAUGUCAUGACACCUGUGUUCAAAGUUGGAGCAAAAACUGAUACAGGCUGGUCAUUCCUCUUAAGCAAGUAUGUUUCUAUAAGCUCUGAAGCUGAGAAAAACAAAAUACUUGAAGCUCUUGCCAGUUCAGCAGAUACACGGAGACUUUACUGGUUAAUGAAGAGCAGCCUCGAGGGAGAUAUCAUCCGAACACAGAAGUUGUCAUUUAUCAUUAGGACAGUGGGCCGAGGUUUUUCUGGACACUUGUUGGCAUGGGAUUUUGUCAAAGAAAACUGGGAUAAGCUUGUACAGAAGUUCCAUCUUGGGUCCUAUACCAUACAAAAUAUUGUUGCUGGAUCAACUCACCUGUUUUCAACAGAGGCACAUUUUUCUGAGGUCCAGGCAUUUUUUGAAAAUCAGUCAGAGGCAACCUUUCGGCUUCGGUGUGUCCAGGAGGCUUUGGAAAUCAUUCAAUUGAAUAUCCAGUGGAUGGAGCACAACCUGAACACUCUGACGUGGUGGCUGUAGCACGCAAACUGUACCUCAUUCCGUCACCCAUUCAGAGAGCUUGUGAACUUGGGCUCCGCUGCUUUUGCAAAGACUGAGGUGAAUCCAGGAUGGCUGCCAAGUUGUAUGUACUCUUAGGAGUUCUAGUUAGCUCAGGGCCCAACUGUGUUUUUCAUUUGUCUUUUCUGAAAUGUCCUUAAGCAGUGUGUAUUUAUUACAUUAUAUUCAACUAUAUGCCAGUCAUCUACCAAAUCAGUGAAUGUUUUUUUCUACUUUGAGGAUAUACCAGUGGAGGAAAACUAGUUUGGGAACUCUUCUAUUUCUCAGGAUCUUGAAGUUACCCACACAGUAAAACAAGGAAAAGGCUGCCACAACAGCCACCAUCCUUGCAGGCUGCUGAUUUGUUGCUUCUUCUUGGUGGAUGCUAUUGGAAUGUGGUACAAAUUUAGCCUCAGAGUACAGGAAUGAAUACAUUGAAACAUCUGGCUGUAGAGAACUGAUCUCAGGUGUGCAAAUCUACUUGCAUUUGGGGUUUUGAGUAAUUCUUUAUUUUCUGAGAAAAGUUUAAAUAAUACCUAUAACAAUUCUAUUUUUUUUCCUGCAGAAUAGCCAGGUGCUACAGAACUUGUAAAUUUUUUGUUGUAUUGAAUAACUAAGCAGGCCAAAAAGUUAAAUUGUGCAAAUAUUUAACACUUUCUGGUUUAUCUUGUAUAGCAUUACCACAGGAGAAUAUUCGAUAUUUUUUUUCACAAAUGCCAGUAUCCCCCAGGCCUACAUAGUCAUCACUCCUGCCCUAGAUUGACUUUAUGUUAUAGAUAAGUAUUUCUGUAUUUUUGGUAAACAUUGUGUUAACGCUGGUAUUUUUUGUCAUAGCCUUUUGUCCUCACAAAUUAUAUUAUGAUCCCAAUCAUACCCUCUGUAGAUCUCAUUUUAUAUGAUAACAGUGGCAUAUUAGAAGCGUAUUUUAAAAUAGGGUCUUUGAGAAAUUACAGAUUUUUAUUUGAAGUUCACCAUAGUACCUUAAAGGAACAAAGGAGAAUAUGGGGUAGGAGUAAGUUGAAUUCACGUUUAAUAUGGUGGGCUCUGAAUUUUUCCACUAUUAAAAAUGUGCUUUUCUUUGGUUGAAAGAAAAAAAUCAUAGUCUUUCUUUUAUUCUGGCCAAACUAGCAUUACAUGGAGUGGUCAAAGAAGAAAAAAAUGAGAGAAUAUCCAAAAUCAAAUGGCAUUUUUAUUCCUUCUGAAGGAAAAAUACCGUACUUGAAUUAUUUGAGCUAUGCAGACCUAUAUCUAGAGUGUUGUGUUUCUUUGUUUCUUAGGAGAGAAGUUUUCUUCCUAAUAACUCUUGAGAACUUUAUAUUUUGUUUGAAAGUGUCUAUGUACAUAAAAAUGGGAGUUACUCAUUUACGAGCACUUAAAACACUCCACAGAAUCAGACAAUGGAAAAGGUCACCUUUUUUUUUUUUAUUCAGCAGAUGUAAAGUUAGAAUAUGUGGGGUUGUGUAUAAAAUUCUAUUUUAUUUUAUGAAAAUAUUUUUAUAUAACAAAAUUUAAAAGGCUAUUAAACUAAAAGAUAGCCUUGCUUUAAUCCUAGUGUGUAUUCCCCCAGCUUAGUCUUUUCUAACCAUUUGUUCCUCUGUUUUUGUGUAGGAAAUAUAUCCUGAGAAUCAUAUCUUUAGACAUUGAAACUGAGAUGAUAGUAGAUCUUUAUUCUUCUUAUGCUUUGGUAAAUGAGUGAUGAUUAAGUAGAUAUUAAAAGUAGGGUUUUGUAUUUUCUGAGUAAGGGAGAAAUACUAAACUUUUGAGGCGUUUGUGUGUGUGUGUGUUGUUGCUUUUUUUUAAACCAUGCUGUAUUACUAAAUUCCACUUCAUAAUUUAAAAUUUGCUAACUUCUCAAAAUCAGUUAAGAUUCUUCAUUUUUACCUGCCUAUCUUUACAUUACUGUAAAAUAUGUUAACUCUGCAUAUGGCAAAUCUUGUCUUAAAUUAUAUGGGUUUUUUCUGUGUGUGUAUGUGAGAGAGAGAGGAUGAGAGAGAAUGUGUGUGUGUGUGUGUGUGUGUGUGUGUGUGUGUGUGUGUGUGUAUGAUGGAGUAUUAUAAGUAAAGCUUUGUCAAAACAUGGGCUGAGAGGUAACUUAUGAUCCACUGCUGUCUUUAUACUCAAAAGCGGUUCAUUCCUAUGAUACUGGAUAGGUAAUUGCCAUUUUAUUUGUAGCUCUUCUCUCAAUGAUUUAUAGUUUUAGUAGCCCUCACCUAAGUUUUUUCCACACAGUUCCAUGUUUUAUGUUAUCCUGACCCAUUUAUAUAGGAUCUCUUGGAACUAACUUUUAAGUCAGGAAUAUAAAGUUAAAUAAAAGGUAGGACUUAAUGUUAUUAGUUUUUAUAUUUUUUUCACCCAAAAUAUAUCUUGUGCAUAUGUUUGUGGGAAUUCAUAUUGAAGCAAAAAGUCACAGUGUGCUUUUUAUAUAAGCAUACAGAUUCCUGCUGCAAUUGAGUACUUGAAUGUAGUACUUAAGUUUUCUGUUCAUUGCAGAGAAUAGUCUACAACGUGAAUGUGAUAUAAAAAAUACAUUACAGAUUAUUAGGAAGGACUGAAUUGGAAAUCUAGAGUUAUGCUUUGGAGGUGUGAAAGGUCAUGAAAGUAGAAGUUGGAGGAAUUCAGUUUGUUGUUAAAAUGAAAAUGAUUAGAUAUAUUAAUCUGUAAGUAGUGGCAGAUUCCACUAUAAGCUUGUGCCUUUAUCUUAUUUUAUUUAAGUCUCUUUAAAUGAAAUUGUGCUGUCAUUGUUUCAGUAUACAGAGUUUCUAUCAUGCAUUCUACUUAACUCUGAUUUUUCUUUGACAUAAUGUGCUUUUGUUUUUUGGGACUUUAGCUACUGUAAGAUCAGAGGAGCUCUCAGAAGAGUCCUCAGUAUAAGGAGCAAAUCAAGCUGCUUCUGUGGGACUAGGUACAGAUAGAAUCUGUUCUGAAUAUGUAUUGGGAAGUAAGAAAUUAAAAUUAAGUACUCAGCUUGUUACAUUCCUGAUAGCCUGUUGUUGCCUGUCACUGGAUUGGAUCUUAAGAGUGUAUUCAGGUCACAGUGUCUGGAAGCACAGUCUACAGUUAUGCUGCUGAACAUUUCCCUGAUGACCACGCGUGUCUCAGUGCUGCAGGAAAGGUAUCAUGCAUCUCAGAUGUGUUGUCACCAUGGACAGCAGUUCCUGGAAAUCUGUAGAGUUACAGAAAAUUGCAAAACUAGAAGUGGGUUUUGUUACGUAGGCCUAUGUAAGAACUAGGGUCGCAGAUCAGAUGCACCUCUUCUCUCCAUUUCCUCAUUACUUACAUUUUUGUUGGAAUUGGCUCACUUUUUAAGAAGCUUCCCUCUCUUAUUUGUAUAUUUUUAAACUAAGUGUACAUUUUUGCAGGAUGUUUGCAUUCUUUUAUUUUGUGCUUCAUUCUCUUCAUUGGCAAAUACUAAGUGAAAAGUGGAGGUCCAAAAGUAUGAUAAAUCUCCUCUUCUCCCUUCCCUUGUUGCUCGAAUGGGCAAUAACUAGUAGAAUAGUAGAAUAGUUUUUUGGUUUUUUUUU
Molecule: messenger RNA, 6671 nt
Organism: Fukomys damarensis (Damara mole-rat)
Lineage: Eukaryota; Metazoa; Chordata; Mammalia; Rodentia; Bathyergidae
Gene: Lnpep
Product: leucyl and cystinyl aminopeptidase
Exons: 18
Coding region: 100-3132 (1010 amino acids)
Biological process (GO): proteolysis; peptide catabolic process
Cellular component (GO): cytoplasm
Molecular function (GO): peptide binding; metalloaminopeptidase activity; zinc ion binding
Source: RefSeq, a predicted model, not a curated record